GAAUACAUUCCCUUAUGGGCGGGGCAGAUGAAAGCGCUCCCCCCCAAAAAAGGAGGAGCUAAGUAGCCAGGUUCGCUGUGGGCGGGGCUUUGGGAGAGACUACCGGAGAGGGGCGGAGCAUUAAAAAGAGGAAGGACUAAAGAGAACCUUCUAAAAGGGUGGGGCUGAGGACUCGAAGGCUGGGGACUAGAAAAAAGACACCCAAAUAUUUCAAAGGGGGAGCCAGGUCGGUAAAGGGCUUGGCGCAAACAGGCUCAGGAGGCAUGGCCUCGAGCCAGGAGGCGGGGCCUAGGUCUCAGAGUCCGCUGGAGCUGUCUCGCUCGCGUAGCUUCACCGCAUCCCGGUUCUUUUCCGUUAUUUUCUGCUACGGCCGUUCCCCGCCCUAUCCUGGGCCCAGGGGGCUGCGAUCUGAACUUGGGUCGGCUGGAGGAGUCAGAAAUGGGGAACGUGCAGUCGGAGCCGUCCGCGGGCGGGGGCUCCCAAAAAGAGCAGGCCUCAAACCGCACCUCUGACUCCCGCCGGACGUCCCUGGUGCAGCCCGAGGUGACCCCCUCCUCCCCGGCAACGCGCCUGGCUCGAGGGCUGGGUGUCUGGUUCCCUGGCAGCUCCGCACCCCCAGUACUCCUGGUACCCCCGGAGCCCCAGGCCUCACCCUCGCCCCUGCCCCUGACCUUAGAACUGCCCUCGCCAGUGACGCCCCCUCCAGAAGAGGCGGCUGUGGCCGCCGUCUCCACAACGCCCCCGCCCCCCGUGGGGUCUCUGCUGCCCGCGCCUUCUAAGUGGCGAAAGCCCACUGGCACUGCGGUGCCCCGAAUUCGAGGCCUGCUGGAGGCGAGCCACCGCGGCCAGGGCGACCCUCCCAGCCUCCGCCCGCUGCCGCUGCUGCCCAGGCAACUAACUGAAAAGGACCCUGCCCCGGGAGCCCCAGUCCCAGCUCCGACGCCCCCGGGACCUCGGAAACCGCCACCUCCGCCACCUUCCGACUGGCAGCCCUCGAGCGGUAGUAUCACUCCAGCCCUGGUAACCUGCGCCACCGGCCCCACCGACAGCCAGGCCAAGCUCAGCGCCGAGAGCCAGACGGCGGGCGGGGUCCGCGAGGGGGCGCCUCCCCAGGCGGGCGAAGGCGAAAUGGCCCGCUCUGCCGCUUCCGAGUCCGGUUUGAGCUUGCUGUGUAAAGUCACGUUCAAGUCGGGGACCACCUUGUCCCCUGCGGCAGCCUCAGCUCCUUUAACAGCCAAAACCUCCCUCGGAGGCGGCAGAAGCGGGGGACUCUUCGCCACCUCGGGCGCCAUCUCCUAUGCCCAGGUCUUGAAGCAGGGACCCUUGGCGCCUGGAGCUCCUCGACCUACCGGAGAGGUCCCUCGCGGGACACAGGACACCGAGGGCGGGGAAGGAGAUGGUGAAGGGUGUUCUGGUCCCCACUCGGCGCCCGAGUCCCACACCCGGGCCCUACCGCCGCCCACCUACACCACCUUUCCAGGCUCGAAACCUAAAUUCGACUGGGUGAGCACCCCCGAAGGUCCUGAACGCCACUUCCGCUUCAACGGGACUGGCGGAGGCAUCGGGGCGCCCCGACGGCGUGCAGCAGCGCUCUCGGGGCCCUGGGGCUCCCCCCCACCCCCGCGAGGGCAGAAGCACCCAGCUCCGGGGCCCCGGAGGCCAGCACCUGCCCUGUUGGCGCCGCCUAUGUUCAUCUUCCCGGCGCCCCCCAAUGGCGAGGCCGUGCGCCCCGCGCCUCCUGGUCAGCUGCAGUCACCGUCGCCACCGCCGCCGCCACCUCCGCCACCGCCGCCACCUCCACCACCACCGCCACCGCCGCCGCCACCACCACCACCGCCACCGCCCAGGGCACCAGCCACACCACCACCGCCGGUGCCUCCGCCCACAUCGCAGUCGCCGGCGACCCAGCAGAUACCAACGGCAGUGGCCCGCCAGCCCACUCCGCACCCAAGCCCUGGCCCCAGCCCUGGCCCCGGCACUGGUCCCGACCCCAACCCUGACCCUGACCCCGACUGCGACCCUGGCCCUGGAGAGUCGGCCCCAACUGCUCUUCUACCCUACACAAUGGCUGCGGAUCAGUCCCUGGCUCCGGUCCCCGUGCGGGCAGUGGCCCCACCCCUAUCUCCGGCCCCACCUCCAUCUCCAUCCCAAUCCCCAGCCCCAUCUCCAACCCCAUCCCCAGCUCCUGCCACCACCACCACCGAGCCAUUGACCCCCGGGCCUGUGCCUGUGCCCGCGCCCACCAAGACUCGCACACGCAGGAACAAGGGUUCCCGCACCUCCCGAGGGGCGACCCGUGAAGACCGCACGGCUGGAGUUGGUUCUCGCCAAAAGUCCACAGCAACCACGACUGAGAGCAAGGGCACUGGCAGCAGGGCGGCUCUGGCUGGGGUAGCUAAUUCCAGUGCGGUGCGACACUGGCCACCCUUCCAGGUGCUUAACUCUUGUCCCUGCAAGUGUUACUGCCGCCACCAGCCGCACCAUCGCCGCCUGCCAAGCAACGUGUCGGCCUGGCUGAGCACAACCACCAACCAUUUGAGCGAGCCACCCUGGGUCACCACCAUCAAGCUGGCUGGCUCCCUUGUAGCUGGGCUGGAGCACUAUGACUUGCAGGCCACCCAUUCUGACUGAGUUCUGUCUGUUCAACACCCCCUACCUCCCCCUCCAUGCCAAUAAAGUAUCCAGCACACAUGGCCACCAGUCACUGCUGUGGGCAGUAGGGUGGG
Molecule: messenger RNA, 2726 nt
Organism: Cavia porcellus (domestic guinea pig)
Lineage: Eukaryota; Metazoa; Chordata; Mammalia; Rodentia; Caviidae
Gene: Ggn
Product: gametogenetin
Exons: 3
Coding region: 439-2631 (730 amino acids)
Biological process (GO): double-strand break repair; gamete generation
Molecular function (GO): ubiquitin protein ligase binding
Source: RefSeq, a predicted model, not a curated record